GGAAUUCACAGCUGUUUCUUCCGGUGUGCGUGCGCGCUGUGAACAGCUGAUGUUUAGCCUAGCAGUCAGUUGGGACUGAUUUCGUUGCAUUUUUUGCUCCUAAAGAGAGCUCGUCAUGACGAAAGAAAGCGCGCAGAGUGCGGCGGAGGAGGACCAGCAGGCUCAGUCAAAGAAAGCUCUGAAGAAACAGCAGAAGGAAGCGGAGAAAGCUGCAAAGAAGGCUGAGAAACAGGCCAAAGUGGCUGCAGAGCAACAAAGCACCGAGGAAGAUGACUUCGCCAAGGACCGAUAUGGUGUGUCAGCUUUGGUCCAGUCGCAACAAAAACUGGACAGGAAGCUGGUGCGAGUCCAAGACCUCACUCCUGAGAAGGCCGACCAGCUGAUUUGGCUCCGAGCUCGAGUCCACACCAGCCGAGCCAAAGGGAAGCAGUGCUUCUUGGUCCUGCGUCAGCAGCAGUUCAACGUGCAGGCGCUGGUCGCCGUGGGAGACCGUGCCAGCAAGCAGAUGGUCAAGUUCGCUGCAAACAUCACCAAGGAGAGCAUCGUAGACGUGGAGGCGGCGGUGAGGAAGGUGGAGCAGAAGAUCGAGAGCUGUUCCCAGCAGGACGUGGAGCUCCAUGUUGAGAGGAUUUUUGUCAUCAGCCAGGCGGAGGCCCGCCUCCCCCUGCAGCUGGAGGACGCCGUCCGGCCGGACGGAGAGGGCGAAGAGGAAAGCCGCGCCACCGUCAACCAAGACACCAGGCUGGACAACCGGGUGAUUGACCUGCGGACGACGACCAGCCAGGCCGUUUUCCGCCUGCAGUCAGGAGUCUGCCAGCUCUUCAGGGACACCCUCACCAAGAAGGGCUUCGUGGAGAUCCAGACCCCGAAAAUCAUUUCAGCUGCCAGUGAGGGGGGUGCAAACGUCUUCACCGUGUCUUACUUUAAAACCAGCGCCUACCUGGCCCAGUCCCCCCAGCUCUACAAGCAGAUGUGCAUCUGCGCCGACUUCGACAAGGUCUUCUGUGUGGGUCCAGUUUUCAGAGCCGAGGACUCCAACACCCACCGGCACCUGACGGAGUUUGUGGGCCUGGAUAUCGAGAUGGCCUUCAACUACCACUACCACGAGGUGAUCGAGUCCAUCACCGACACCAUGGUGCAGAUCUUCAAGGGCUUGAGAGACAACUUCCAGACAGAGAUUCAAACGGUCAACAAGCAGUUCCCUAGCGAGCCCUUCAAGUUCCUGGAGCCCACCCUGAGGCUGGAGUACACAGAGGGCGUGGCCAUGCUGCGCGAGGCCGGCGUGGAGAUGGGCGACGAGGACGACCUCAGUACGCCCAAUGAGAAGCUUCUGGGUCGCCUCGUCAAAGAGAAGUACGACACCGACUUCUACGUGCUGGACAAAUACCCGUUGGCUGUGCGGCCCUUCUACACCAUGCCGGACCCCCACAACCCCAAGUACUCCAACUCUUACGACAUGUUCAUGAGGGGGGAGGAGAUCCUGUCCGGAGCUCAGAGGGUCCAUGAUGCUCAGCUGCUCACAGAAAGAGCCCAGCAUCACCAGAUCGAUCUGGAGAAAAUCAAGUCUUACAUCGACUCCUUCCGCUACGGCGCCCCCCCGCACGCCGGUGGAGGCAUCGGUCUGGAGAGAGUCUGCAUGCUGUACCUGGGUCUCCACAACGUGCGUCAGACCUCCAUGUUCCCACGUGACCCCAAACGCCUCACGCCUUGAUUCCACCCCCACCUGGACUGACACACAGGCUAACUAACCCAGGGCAGGAAAGCAUAGAGUGCCACCGUCUGACGGAUAGGUUUGUGGUUUGUGACUAACAGCUGCAUUAGACGGAGAAGGACAGGUGUGGAGGUCACCUGCUGCAGAGCAGAGUCCACUUUAAAGAGUCCUUCCUACUACCAGCAUAGAUGUCGGACGGACGGUUUUGUGUCAGCUUUUGUAACAAACUUCAACACUGACAAUAAAAAUAAGAAUAAUGUCU
Molecule: messenger RNA, 1973 nt
Organism: Oryzias latipes (Japanese medaka)
Lineage: Eukaryota; Metazoa; Chordata; Actinopteri; Beloniformes; Adrianichthyidae
Gene: dars1
Product: aspartyl-tRNA synthetase 1
Biological process (GO): aspartyl-tRNA aminoacylation
Cellular component (GO): aminoacyl-tRNA synthetase multienzyme complex; cytoplasm; cytosol
Molecular function (GO): ATP binding; aspartate-tRNA ligase activity; RNA binding
Source: RefSeq, a predicted model, not a curated record